Messenger RNA from Leptonychotes weddellii (Weddell seal), 321 nucleotides. Lineage: Eukaryota; Metazoa; Chordata; Mammalia; Carnivora; Phocidae. The record is from RefSeq and is a predicted model, not a curated record.
AGAGUGGUCCUGAGAGUUUUGGAGGCAGCAGUGGUGGCCAAGAAGCGUUUCAGUGUGUACAUCACAGAGUCACAGCCUGACUUAUCGGGUAAGAAAAUGGCCAGAGCUCUCUACCACCUCAACGUCCCUGUCACCGUGGUCCUGGAUGCUGCUGUUGGUUAUAUCAUGGAGAAAGUGGAUCUUGUCAUAGUUGGUGCUGAAGGAGUUGUUGAAAAUGGGGGCAUUAUCAACAAGAUUGGAACCAACCAGAUGGCCGUGUGCGCCAAAGCCCAGAACAAGCCUUUUUAUGUCGUUGCAGAAAGUUUCAAGUUUGUACGACUC